Neospora caninum is the source of this 441-nucleotide messenger RNA. RefSeq lists its product as hypothetical. The transcript has a single exon. The record is from RefSeq and is a predicted model, not a curated record. NCBI's taxonomy places the organism in Eukaryota, Apicomplexa, Conoidasida, Eucoccidiorida, Sarcocystidae. The coding region runs from base 1 to 441 and encodes 146 amino acids.
AUGACGGUUAUUUUGUGUUCGAUUCUUUUCUAUUCGUUGGGCCUUGUGGCCCCCACCUUGGCGGCAUUGCACGCUUGCAUCAAGCAAAAAACGUCGCCGAACGAAAACGCUAUGCUGUUGUGGACACAGUACUUCUUGCUUUUUUCUGCUCUCGUCACUGUUGUGUUCCCUUACGUUGUGACUCCUGUUUUCUUCUUGCUGCCAUCGUGGCUGCUCGCAUUGGUGAAAGUUGUUUUGGUGAUUGUUCUUGCUGUCCCCAAGCUCGGUUUGACGUCACGGUUCUAUGGGUGGUUUCUCUGCCACUAUGUCGAAUAUCUCGACCUGGUUGCAAAUGCGCUUCAACAUCAUGUGGUGGUCCCUCUCAAGACUUACGUUAGUGAUGCCAUUGCCCGCAUGCAUGCGAGCACUGAAGCGUCAAUGACGAGUCGGAAGGAGCUCUAG